Molecule: messenger RNA, 1034 nt
Organism: Helicoverpa zea (corn earworm)
Lineage: Eukaryota; Metazoa; Arthropoda; Insecta; Lepidoptera; Noctuidae
Exons: 5
Coding region: 63-959 (298 amino acids)
Biological process (GO): biological process involved in interspecies interaction between organisms
Cellular component (GO): external side of plasma membrane
Molecular function (GO): carbohydrate binding
Source: RefSeq, a predicted model, not a curated record
UUAUAUAUAUUUAAAGUUAGCUGAUUAAGCUCAUUCAGUACAGUGAAGCGUUUCAAUAAAUAAUGAAGUGUAUAUUGUUGGCUGCAUUUUUGCUAGGCGCACUUCUGCCUGCACACUCUCGCCAUGUCCACUUCUAUAGAAAGGACUACACAUACUUUGAAGAGUUCGAUGCAUUUUAUAAACUGCAUUGGGACCUAACUGGUACUGACUGGAACAGGGCUUUCUUGACUUGUGACGACGAAGGGUCCACUCUCUUCUACCCGAAGGCCAAAACGGAGUGGACUUUAGUCAAGAACUUGACUGAUCGUAUGUUGGAAACCCCUAAUGUGACAGACAUCUUUGUUGGACUCCACGACGCGUUCGAACUAGGAGAGUUUAUCACCGUUGACGGACAGUCUACGCCAUACCCAUUGCCUUCGGAAAGCUCUCUAUUAUCUCAACCGGAUAAUUGUAUAACUAUGAACAUAGAAAGCGGAUUAUUCAGUGUAGAUACGUGUCACAGAGUGCCUGAUUCACCGCUGCCAUUCGUGUGCAAGAAAGUUGAAGAAAAGACUUGCCCGACGAUAGACCGCAAAUACAAAUUCGUGAAGUCAGUAAGAAAAUGCUACAAAAUAAAUAAAAAGCCGAUGAUGUGGCAAGAUGCAAUGAGGACCUGCUAUAUGGAAGGCGGAAUACUGACUGUCAUAGAAAACAGUGAACAAGCAGAUAUAAUUCGACAGAUGAUUUCCUACGAUGAUCGAUAUUUUGUAGGAAUAAGGAGGCUCUUUUCGCGCAGCGACUACUAUACAGUUAAAGGAACAAAAUUCAUGGAAAUGUAUGAACGUAAGUAUGACGAUGGCAACUAUAAUUCUCAUGACUGUGGAACGAUUUUAAACAAUGGUAAUCAAGUUCUAUAUACUUCUACAGCAGACUGUGUCAGUCCGUUGCCUUUUGUUUGUGAAAUGGAAUUAUCCGAAUGAUAGGUUAUCACUUGGUUUAUAACAAGUAACUGACGUAUAAAUAAAGAUUCAUCAUUAAAUAGUAGAUAUUUCGUU